Molecule: messenger RNA, 852 nt
Organism: Trichoderma breve
Lineage: Eukaryota; Fungi; Ascomycota; Sordariomycetes; Hypocreales; Hypocreaceae
Product: regulator of G protein signaling domain-containing protein
Exons: 2
Coding region: 1-852 (283 amino acids)
Source: RefSeq, a predicted model, not a curated record
AUGGUCAAUCCAAGGAUACGGCAGCCAGUUGGAGCCCUACUCACAAUCCCCAAGCAGCAGCCACGGCCCUUGUCUGCUUUCGAAGACUUCAAUGAAUCAUCAUACACACCCUACUCACGCCCAACUAGCUUCUCCUCUUCGUCUGAAGCUUCAUCUCCUCGAUACAACAUGACGGGUCGCCCACCGACCCUCAACGAGAUUCUUCUCGAUACCGCCCCUCCGCCAUGGACACUGAGUGCCUUCAUGGCCUACCUCUCCCAAAACCACUGCAUGGAGACGCUCGAAUUCACUCUUGAUGCUCAGCGCUAUGCCUCCGUCUACGAACAGUCCCUCGCUGACGCCACCUCUGCGGAUGACGGCAGGGAGAGGGUUUGUGCAUGGUGGGAGAAGCUGAUGCAGGUCUACAUAGUCCCCUGCGCCCCUCGCGAAGUAAACAUUCCUGCUCAGGUUCGAGAUCGCCUCCUUCGCGUGCCCUAUGGCCCCAACCCCCCUCACCCGUCCGAGCUGGCUGAAGCUGGACGCAUCAUCUACGAACUCAUGAACGACUCCGUUUUGGUUCCUUUCUUGCAUGGCGCGGAUGUCGAGCCCUUGUCAGCCGAUAGUGAAGGCAAUUCACCGUCAGUCACGGAACCCAUGACACCCCCUACCACGCCGCCUACCUCAGAGUGGACUUUUAGUGCCACGCAUGGUGGCUUUCACCGUGCCGUAGCAGCGCACAACAAGGGUUGGAAAAAGGUUGGCGCAAAGCUGGGCUUCAAUCGCAAAAGCUCUAAUCGGAGAACAACACCUACAUCUUCGGGACCCGAGUCUGGAGAAUCGAGCUACAACCCCAGCAGCAAUUCAUCGUUUUGA